UGUGUGUUUGAUAAAACAGAGCAUACAUAUAUACGCCAUGAAAGGGGAGGUGACUGCUUACUAUACACCAACCUUAAAGAAAUCACCUCACCCAAUUUCAUUCUCCAAAAGUAGUAAUAAGAUCUAUCUUGUUCUAUUCAUCACUCUACUUUGUUCACUCUCCUAUUUCAUAGGUCUCUGGCAACGGAACAACGCCGCCGAUAAUUAUAAUCUCCCCUGUCUCACCAAUCAAAACCACACACAUCGCAACCUUGAUUUCUCAACCCAUCACUCCGAUGAAGACGACGACGGUUCUAAUAUCGAUGCCGCCGUUAAAGUCUAUCCCCCCUGCGAUGCCAAGUUUAGCGAGUACACUCCUUGUGAGGACGUUCAGCGAUCGUUGAAAUUCGACAGGGACCGUCUUAUUUACAGAGAGAGGCAUUGCCCGGAGAAGAACGAGCUUCUUAAAUGCAGGAUUCCUGCGCCGUUUGGGUAUAAGAAUCCAUUCAAAUGGCCCCAAAGCCGGGAUCUUGCAUGGUAUGCUAAUGUCCCACAUAAGGAACUCACUGUCGAAAAAGCUGUUCAGAACUGGAUCAGGUACGAGGGUGACCGUUUUAGGUUCCCCGGCGGCGGGACCAUGUUUCCUAACGGAGCGAAUGCAUAUAUUGAUGACAUUGACAAGUUGAUAAAUCUCAAGAAUGGUUCAAUUAGGACAGCGAUUGAUACCGGAUGUGGGGUUGCGAGUUGGGGUUCUUAUCUUCUAUCUAGAGACAUUAUAGCGGUUUCGUUUGCGCCUAGAGACAGCCACGAGGCGCAAGUGCAAUUCGCGCUGGAGCGAGGAGUGCCGGCUCUUAUUGGUGUCAUGGCUUCCAAGAGGCUUCCUUAUCCUUCUAGAGCUUUCGACAUGGCCCAUUGCUCACGCUGCCUCAUUCCUUGGAGCCAAUACGGCGGCGUUUAUUUGAUGGAAGUUGAUCGGGUUCUCAGACCGGGUGGCUACUGGAUUCUGUCCGGUCCCCCAAUUAGGUGGAAUAAGUAUUGGCAAGGCUGGGAAAGAACGGCGGAGGAUCUCAACCAAGAGCAAACCGCGAUUGAGAAGGUCGCCGAGAGCCUCUGCUGGACUAAGUUCGUUGAGAAAGACGAUAUUGCCAUUUGGAGAAAACCCACAAAUCAUCUUCAUUGCAAAACCAAUCGGAAGAUCGCAAAGAAAAGCCCGUCUUUUUGCCCCGCCGGUGACCACGAUAAAGCCUGGUACACAAACAUGGAGACAUGUGUAACUCCUUUACCCGAAGUCUCCACCAGUCAAGAAACUGCUGGCGGGAAAUUAGCGAAAUGGCCGGCCAGGCUGAACGUGAUCCCGCCAAGGGUAAGGCAGGGAACAGUACAAGGGGUGACCGGAGAAAUCUUCCAAGAGGAGAACCAACGAUGGAAGAGGAGAGUUUCUUAUUACAAAACCGUGAACGCUCAAUUGGAGCAGCCGGGUAGGUAUAGGAAUCUACUUGACAUGAACGCUCAUCUUGGCGGUUUCGCAGCCGCUCUGAUCCACGACCCUGUUUGGGUAAUGAAUGUAGUCCCGUCGGAGGCAAAAGUCAAUACACUUGGAGUCGUUUACGAGCGGGGACUGAUUGGGACUUACCACAGCUGGUGCGAAGCCAUGUCGACAUACCCGCGAACGUAUGAUCUUAUUCAUGCGGAUUCGGUAUUCAGUCUAUAUGAUAAAAGAUGUGAAAUGGAAGAUAUAAUACUGGAAAUGGAUAGAAUAUUGAGGCCGGAAGGGAGUGUAAUCAUAAGAGAUGAUGUUGAUAUGUUGGUUAAGUUGAAGAGGAUUACAGAUGGGAUGAAUUGGGAGAGCCAGAUUGUGGAUCAUGAAGAUGGUCCUUUCAACAGAGAAAAGCUUUUCUUUGCAGUCAAGACUUAUUGGACGGCGGAUCCAAGUACAUGAUGAUAAUAAUCUUAGUUUAGUUCUUUUUCCUUAACUAUGUUUCAGUAAUUCUUUCACACCUCUAAUGUUUCAGAACAUGUUCUUUAUAGAAUUUGAUUCAGCCACUACCUUUUCGAUAUUCAACAAACAUAUGUAUGAUGUUCAUCACUCUUUAAGCUUAUAUUACAUGAUAAUUAACUUCUUCUGUACACAGAAAAACCCAAAUAAGUUAACAGUGGAACAC
This is a messenger RNA of Impatiens glandulifera, 2141 nucleotides long. RefSeq names its product probable methyltransferase PMT15. Gene Ontology annotation, cellular component: endosome; trans-Golgi network; cytoplasm. Bases 38 to 1918 code for a protein of 626 amino acids. The transcript has 3 exons. Gene Ontology annotation, molecular function: methyltransferase activity. Lineage: Eukaryota; Viridiplantae; Streptophyta; Magnoliopsida; Ericales; Balsaminaceae. The record is from RefSeq and is a predicted model, not a curated record.